Molecule: messenger RNA, 1725 nt
Organism: Diutina rugosa
Lineage: Eukaryota; Fungi; Ascomycota; Pichiomycetes; Serinales; Debaryomycetaceae
Exons: 1
Coding region: 1-1725 (574 amino acids)
Biological process (GO): amino acid transmembrane transport
Cellular component (GO): membrane
Molecular function (GO): amino acid transmembrane transporter activity
Source: RefSeq, a predicted model, not a curated record
AUGUUUUCUAAGAAUGAGAAAGACAUAACGGUUGUGAAGUCGGCUGGCUCGACGACUCUGAUCGCUCGCCUGCGCCAUCUGUUCUACGGCGACAUUUCCAUCGCCAACUCGAGAAUUGUGUCAUACGAAGAUGGCAAGGAAGGCGAAGAUUUUCAACUCAAGCGUGGUUUAAAGCUGAGACACGUGCAAUUGAUUGCCAUUGGUGGUGCCAUCGGUACAGGGUUGUUCGUUGGUUCUGGGCUGACGUUGCAAUCGGGUCCGGCGGCGUUGUUUUUGGCGUUCGUAUUCAUGUCCCUGAUUAUUUGGUGUGUCUUGCAAAUCAUGGCGGAGAUGAUCACCUUUUUGCCCGUCCCCGGUAAUGGUCCCAUGGCGUUCGUCUAUGACAAUUUGAGUCCUCUGUUUGGUUUUGCCAUUGGUUGGAAUUAUUGGUACGCGUUUCUGAUGUUGGUUGCCGCAGAAGUUGUUGCUGCAGCCUACGUUAUCGAGUACUGGAUCAAGCUGGUUAACAUCGCAGUGUGGAUCACAAUCAUCCUUGCCGUGACAUUGAUCUUGAACUUCACAUCAGUCAAAUUCUUUGGUGAAGCUGAGUUCUGGUUUGCUGGUAUUAAGAUUAUCACGUUGACCGGUUUGAUCAUUUUGGGUAUUGUUUUGUUCUUUGGUGGUGGUCCUGACCAACACCAUGUCCUCGGGUUCCACUACUGGAAAGUGUACCCUUUCCGCCAAUUUUUCUACACCGGUAACGAUGGAGAAAUUGUGGAAGUACCGGGAGCCACGGGUCGUUUCUGUGCCUUCUGGAGAGCAGUCAUCAAGUCUGGUUUUGCCUUUAUUUGUUCUCCCGAAUUGAUCGCUGCCGCGGGUGGUGAAUGUGAGAAGCCUCGCCACAAUAUCCCCAAAGCAGCUCGUCGUUUCAUUUACCGGUUGAUCUUCUUCUACUGCUUUGGUACCCUUGUGAUUGGUGUCAUUUGCGACUCUAAGGACCCGCGUUUGAUGGGGGGCUCCUCGGAUGCCUCUGCCUCGCCCUUUGUUCUUGGUAUUAUGAAUGCCGGUAUCCCCGUGUUGAACCACAUCAUCAAUGCCGCUAUUUUGACUUCGGCUGCUUCAGCAGGUAAUUCCUUCUUGUUCACGGCUUCGAGAACCAUGUACUCGUUGGCUGACAGAGGAUUAGCGCCCAAGAUCUUUACCAAAGUCAAUCGUUGGGGUAUUCCCUACUUUGCUGUCGCAGUCUCGUCUUUGUUUGGCUUCUUGUCGUACCUUAAUGUGUCGAAUUCCUCGGCCUCGGCGUUCAACUGGUUCUCCAAUAUUUCCACCAUCUCGGGCUUCAUCUCCUGGAUUGUGGUUUGUUUUGCGUACCUUCGUUGGAAGAAGGCCAUCACCUACAACGGCUUGGAUGACCGUGUUACCUUCCGUGCUAAGUUUACGCCGUGGAUCGCUUACUGGGCCAUCUUUUGGGUUUCGCUCAUCACCAUUACCAAUGGUUUCAUGACGUUUUUCAACUUUAACGGGGCUGAUUUUGUUGCUGCUUACAUCACGUUACCCAUUGUGGUAUUCCUUUACGUGGCUCACCGGCUCUACACCGUCUUUUAUCUCAAGGAAAAGCGUUGGUUGACUCCCAUCAAUGAGAUCAGCUGUUCCAACGGCUUGGAUUUGGUAGAAGAAGAAGAUGCCAAUACGCCGUUACCAGUGGCCAAGAACUGGAUUCAAAAAAUUUGGUACUGGAUCGCGUAA